UUUCUAUCAGGAAAAAUCGCAUCAUCAAUAAAUAUGUACAACAGAUUAUUUAUGACCACUAAACAACAAAUACCAAAAAAUAUUCGAAUGUUUCAGAAUUUAAACGGUAGUUAUUAUUCGAAAUUAUCAAAAAAUUCAUCAUCAUUAUUAUCGUUGAAAAAUGGAAAAUUAAUCGAAAAUAAUAAUAUAAAACUAAUGAAAUGGUUGAAUAAAACAACAAAAAUAAAAGAACAAAUCUAUGAUAAUAUGAUUGUAUUUAUAAAAUUAUUACAAAUACAAAUGAAUAUUUAUUUAUCAUUACAAUUACGUCGUAUUGCUCAAAUAUGUCAUCUAUAUCGUCGUUUAUAUUCACCUAGUGAAUUACAAAUUUUACUUGAAAAUUUAAAAUUUUUCAAAUCGAUUCGUAUGAAUGAAUUUAAUUUGAAAAAAUAUUUCAUUCAACGUAUGUUUAUAUUAAGUUCAGCUGUUUGUUGUUCAACAUUCAAUUGGAAUGAAGAACGUAUUAAUGAUGAUGAAUUUGAAGAAUUAAUCAAAGAUUUUAUUCAAAAUUAUGAACAAAAUCAAUUGGAUAAAAAUUUACAAAAUCCACAACCACAGCAGCAACAAUGUGAAUUAACGAAUGAACCUGAUGAUGAUCAAUCAUCAUCAUCAUUUAUGGCUGUAAAUUGUAUGAAAGCUACCGAUAUUAAUACAACUGUUAUUACCGAAUGGGAAGAAAUCAUUAGACGACCAAAUUUUUAUGUUUUACGUAAAUCAAUCGAUAAUAGUACACUUUAUCAAUAUAAAGUAUUCGGAUCAUUUGAUGAUAUAUCAGCAUAUUCAUUUUAUGCUGUACAAAAAGAUUUAGAUUAUCGUAAAAAAUGGGAUAAGCUUGUUAUUAAAUUAGAUAUAAUUGAUGUUGAAGAAUCAUCAUCAUCAUUAUUAGGUAAAAAUAGUCGAUCGAAUCGUAAAUUAUAUGAUUCGGGUAAUGAAUUGAUACAUUGGAUAAUGAAAUAUCCGUAUCCCAUGAUGAAUCGUGAAUAUCUUUAUAUUCGAAGAUCGAUUGUUGAUUUUCAUCGAAAUUUUAUUGUUUUAAUAUCACGUUCAGUAAGAAAUAGUUCAAAUAUUAUUGAAAGUAAUGAACAAGUUCGUGUUUAUGAUUAUAUGUCACAAAUGGUUAUUAAACCACAUAAAACAUUUGAUAAACCUGGUUUUGAAUUUAUGCUGACUUAUUUUGAUGAUCCACGUGCAUCAUUUCCAUCACCAGCAUAUGCAUGGAUGGCAGCAAGAGGUGUACCGGAUUUUGUUGAAAAAUUACAUCAAGUUGCAUUGAAAUUUGCAGAUGAAAAACCAUUGGAAAAUAUUUUACAACAUAUGAUAUGUGAUGAUGAUGAUGAUGAUUGUGGUGAUUACGACGACGACGAUGAUAAUGUCGGUGGUGAUGAUGAUGAUAAUAAUCAAUCAGUGAUGACAACAAAAGAUGUGAAUAACAGAAAAAAUUUUCUUUCCUUAUUACCUGAACCGGUUGUUGAUUUUGAUUCGCUUAUUUGGAAUUAG
Dermatophagoides pteronyssinus (European house dust mite) is the source of this 1536-nucleotide messenger RNA. RefSeq names its product stAR-related lipid transfer protein 7, mitochondrial. Gene Ontology annotation, molecular function: lipid binding. Lineage: Eukaryota; Metazoa; Arthropoda; Arachnida; Sarcoptiformes; Pyroglyphidae. The record is from RefSeq and is a predicted model, not a curated record.